Messenger RNA from Pseudoliparis swirei, 2223 nucleotides. Its product is annotated as N-acetylglucosamine-6-sulfatase-like. The coding region runs from base 286 to 1077 and encodes 263 amino acids. Gene Ontology annotation, molecular function: N-acetylglucosamine-6-sulfatase activity; glycosaminoglycan binding. Lineage: Eukaryota; Metazoa; Chordata; Actinopteri; Perciformes; Liparidae. The record is from RefSeq and is a predicted model, not a curated record. The transcript has 7 exons.
UGCGUUUACAUGAUGGUAUCAUUCGAAUCUCGCUUUAGUCGGACUAUGCUAUCUUUUGGGGGAUCUGCUGUUAUCCCAAUAUACAUGGCAGUGAGUGAUUAGAAUCAUUGGCCUUUGAAAGCAUGUCAUAUCCGAUACGAUAGGUGGCGCUGUUUUCAUUACAACUCGUGGUGAUACAGCCAUUUCCGCUUGACCUCUUCACCACCACCAACAACAACAUUUCGAGAAAGAUGGCGAACAGAGAGCAAGGAUAAGCACUGGCUGCUCCGUCAGCCCGUGAACCCGAUGCCUGAGAGCUCCGUCAACUUCCUGGACGACGCGUACAGGAGGAGGUGGCAGACGCUGCUGUCGGUGGACGACAUGGUGGAGUCUCUGGUCCAGAAGCUGGAGAGCAUCAAGGAGCUGGACAACACCUACGUCUUCUACACCUCGGACAACGGCUACCACACGGGUUCGAGUCCCGCCGCCGCCCACGCGCUUCCCGCCCGUCCUCACCGUGCUGUGUCGCUGUUCUCAGGUCAGUUCUCGCUGCCCGUCGACAACAGGCAGCUGUACGAGUUCGACAUCAGAGUCCCGCUGAUGGUCCGAGGCCCCGGAGUCAAGGCCCAGCAGACGCUGCAGGCUCCGGUGCUGAGCAUCGAUCUGGCCCCGACCCUGCUGGACAUCUCUGGGGUCAACCUGUCGUCUGUGGACGUGGACGGACAGUCCUUCCUCCCUCUGAUGGCUCCUUCUCUGCCCUUCUUCCUGGUGGAGUACAAAGGGGAGGGGCAGCAAACCCCCGACCCCUCGUGUCCCAAACUGGGCCCCGGACUGUCUCAUUGCUUCCCGGACUGCGUGUGUGAGGACUCCUUCAACAACACGUACGCCUGCGUCCGGACGCUCCAGCCGCAGCUCGACCUCCGGUACUGCGAGUUCGCCGACAGCGAGUCGUUCGUGGAGGUGUACAACCUGACGUCGGACCCCCACCAGCUGGAGAACAUCGUGAAGCGGGUGGACCCGGCCGUGCUGCAGGCCAUGAACCAGCGGCUCAUCAAGCUGCAGUCCUGUCAGGGCGCCGGCUGCCGGCUCGGCGACUAGCCGCCGCGACCUCGCCGCCUCGUGAAGACGGUUUAACAAAUGUGACCGGCGGACGGAUUCGGUUUCGGGGUCCUCAAGAAUCUGACGUUGGUGGUUUACGGGGACACGAGCGUCGAGGAGCCGCUUCAUGUGAAAGACGCGUUUGAUAUAUUUUUCUCUGCGUCCUGCUGGACGAGGAGAUUUAUAAUGUGUACGAUUUUAUUAAAUAUGGUAAGCUUAGCAUAAAGGCUGUGAGGGGGAACAGCUAGCCUGGCUGUGUGCGGUGGUACCAGGAGGUGUUUAUGGGUAAUCGUCCUUGUACUUUUAUAUGUUUUAAGACACGCCCCCUCACCAGAUAAGUAUAUUUCCCAAAACCUCAAACCUUUCCCUUUAUGUUGUGAAAAUAAUAGAUUAUUUUUCUACCAAGCUGUGCACAAAUAUCUCUAAAAGUUUAUUAUAUUUCAUAUAAACUCCUCUUGACGCAGAUCUACCGCUCAGUCUUUCUGCUCGUGAGCUGAAGCCUAAACUUCUAAUUCUUCUUGUCACAUGUCAAAAUGACAUCUGAACAUUUAACUUCACUCAUUCACAACCGAAGGUUUAUAAUAGUUUGAGAUUCUGGGAAAUACGCUUCUUAACGUAACAUUAGUUUCACUGUCUGUUCCUGAGACUAGCUGCUAGUUAGCGUAGCACAAUAAAUAUGGCGUCCUUUUGACCUGAUCUUCGUAUAAAUUAAACAUUUAUUAACCUUUUAGGAAGAAAUAAGCUAGCAGUUUCUUCCCACUUGCAGUCUUUAUGCUAAGCUAUGCUAACCUGGCGGUCGCCACCUUUCCUCAGACCUGCGUCCUCGGUUUCGAGCUUUUAAUUUCCUCAGAACUCCUAAUGAAGGAAGUUGAGACGUUUCAGUCUUUUCUUGAACGUCGUCUCUGAUUUUGUGCCUCAGGAUUUAAAGGCAUUUUUUAAUCUAAUGUUUAAUAUUUCACACGAGUAAUAACUCCAACGUUUAUACAAAGAGCCUUUAAUGAAGUGGCGGACGGUGACGUCAUACUUUGUGACGUGUUUGUGCUCCUCGUUUAGUUUCUGUUGCAGCGACGAGGAUCCCGAGCUUUAAAUGUGAACGUGUAUUUGCACUUUGAGAAAAGGUAAUAAAUUAAAAACCUUUUAAAUGCA